GACCGUGCGGAGCCGGUCGCAGGGCAGUGCCUGCCCGCAGCGCCGCCGACGGGGAGGCUCAGCUGCCCGGGGAGAGUCGCCCCGGUGUUUCUGUCUGGCUUUCCCUCCCCCUCUUCCCGCCUGCAGCCCGCGGCAUGGCCGGGGCGCCGCGGGGGGAGCUGCUCUCCUUCCGCGACUUCCAGGCCGCCUGCCCCGCCGGGUACGAAUACGGGUACGACGGCGGCCUGCGCGGUCUCCGGGAACGCGAGUUCCCCCGACUCCGAGGGAUUACUUACCUUGACCAUGCCGGUUCAGCACUUUUCCCAGAGAGUCUACUUAAAGCUUUUACUGAUGACCUCAGAAACAACGUUUAUGGCAACCCUCAUAGUCAGAAUAUCAGCAGCAAGCUGACAUAUGACACAAUCGAGCAUGUCCGAUACAGAAUAUUGCAACACUUUCACACUACUGCUGAAGAUUACACCAUCAUUUUCACAUCUGGAUGCACAGCUGCACUUAAACUGGUAGCAGAAGCAUUUCCUUGGAUACCUGAAGGCACAAAGCAACCCAGCAGUCGAUUUUGUUACCUAACUGACAGCCACACAUCUGUGGUGGGUAUGAGGGGGAUAACUGCCUCAAUGAAUGUCUUGUCUGUUCCAAUAAAACCAAAGGAAAUCUUGUUAUCGGAAAAAAACAGGUUACCAGCUGAAGAGCAAAACUGCAUGACACCUCAUCUUUUCUCUUAUCCAGCUCAGAGUAAUUUUUCUGGUACCAAAUAUCCCCUCUCAUGGAUACAGGACAUAAAAUCUGGAAAACUCCACCCCAUCAAAAUACCAGGGAAGUGGUUUGUUCUACUAGAUGCAGCUUCGUACGUGAGCAGUUCUCCAUUAGACUUGGGAGUUCACCAAGCUGACUUUAUUCCCAUCUCAUUCUAUAAAAUCUUUGGAUUCCCGACUGGUUUAGGAGCAUUAUUGGUAAACAACCGGAUUGCCCCCCUCUUGAAGAAAACCUAUUUCGGAGGUGGAACUGCAGCUGCUUAUCUUGCAGGAGAGGAUUUUUAUUUCCCAAGGAAAUCUAUAGCAGAAAGGUUUGAAGAUGGCACAGUCUCUUUUCUUGAUAUCAUUGCUCUGAAACAUGGAUUUGAUGUUCUGGAAAAACUCACAGGUGGAAUGGAGAAAAUAAAACAGCAUACCUUUGCAUUAGCUCACUACACCUAUACCAUGCUGUCUACCUUAAAAUAUGCCAAUGGGGCUCCUGUAGUACGUAUUUACAGUGAUACAGAUUUCAGCAAUCCUGAUGUCCAGGGUCCAAUCAUUAAUUUUAACGUGCUCGAUGAAAAUGGAGAGGUGAUCGGCUUUUCACAGGUGGACAAGAUGGCCAGUCUCUACAACAUACAUGUCCGCACAGGUUGCUUCUGUAACACAGGAGCCUGCCAGAUGCAUUUGGGUAUGAGCAAUGAGGACAUCCAAAGGAACCUGCAGGCUGGCCAUGUCUGUGGAGAUGAUAUAGACCUAGUUAAUGGACGUCCCACUGGUUCUGUGAGAAUAUCCUUUGGCUACAUGUCGUCUUUUGAAGAUGCACAGACUUUUUUGAAAUUUAUCAUGGCCACCAGACUCUCCAAGCUGGACAGUGAGAUUCCCUUCGAGUCCUCUGUAACAAAGCUGACGACAGAGUCUGUCCCAGAUGACCACCCUUCCUUUCACAGCGCAUGUAAAUUAUCUCCAGUACCACACAUCUCAGACAGAGAACUCGGGAAUAAUUUGUCUGCGACAGAGAUGACUCUCAACUGGCAGCCACCGGAGGUUGAGGCGGAAAGCAUAAGGGCAGCUGUUUCUGAGAUUGCAGUGCCAACAUGUAGAAGAGGUGGCAAGCCUGUCACUGUCACCAACAUUUACCUCUACCCUAUCAAAUCCUGCUCUGCGUUUGAGGUUACAGAAUGGCCAGUAGGAAACCAGGGUUUGCUGUAUGACCGUAACUGGAUGGUUGUAAACCAGAAUGGAGUCUGCAUGACCCAGAAGCAGGAGCCAAGGUUGUGUCUUGUAAAUCCCUCCAUUGAUCUGAAGCAAAAAGUUAUGGUCAUUCAGGCAGAAGGUAUGGACCCAAUAUCUGUAUCCCUAGAAGAAAAUACUGGAAAAGAGGCUGUGAUCUGUGAGAGUAAAGUCUGUUCGCACAGGGUAAAAACAUAUGACUGUGGAGAAAGAAUUGCUGGCUGGUUCUCUAUGUUUCUUGGUCGUCCAUGUCGCUUGAUAAGACAAAGUUCAGACAUGAAAAACAGGUCGCAUCAGAAAAAUAUAAAAGGUCUGGCAUCUGCUACAAACAUCUCACUCUCUCUUGUGAAUGAAGCACAAUACCUCCUGAUAAAUGUAGCAAGCAUUCUGAAGCUGAAAGAACAUAUUUCUGCGAGAUUGGAAGAGCCAUUGGAAAUAGAGGAAUUAAUGCGACGUUUCCGUGCCAACAUUGUCAUCAGUGCACCAGAGUCCUUUGAAGAAGAAGAGUGGGCUGAGAUUUCAAUAGGUGCUCUGCAAUUCCAGGUUGUGGGUCCGUGUAGCAGAUGUCAAAUAAUCUGCAUUGAUCAACAGUCUGGGGAACGAAACAAAGAAUUUCUGCAGUCUCUGUCUGCUGCCAGAGGUAGAAAGACAAACUUUGGCAUAUACCUGAUGAACCAGCCUUUGCACUCAUCCUUUCCAGAUGUUUUAUCGGUUGGGUCUCAAGUACUUCCAGUGCUGAAGGAGAAUACAGAAAUUCAACCCCCAACAUCCAGUGAAGAAAAAUGUUCAGGGUAGAUUCUCUGGUGGAGUUGAAAUUUAUUUGCAACUCCAGGGAAAAGUCAGUAGUCAGUUAUUCAAAAAAAAAAAAAAAAAAGAAAAAGAAAAAAGAAAAAAAGAAAAAAGAGCUUCUACUCAUUUGCUUCUGGUUUAAGUCUUUUAAUUUUCUGUUUGCUGUAAAUGUUAUCAGAUGGCAGAACCCGUGAUAAUUACAGCUCACCUACAUGUUUUUGCUUGUGAUUAGGUUACAGCAGCCGUAACUCUAUUUUGUUCAAUUGCUUCAGCAUGCAACAGGUUUAAUCAAGUUUUACUGGUGGAUGACUCCCAAAACAAGCCCAACAUUGUUGUCAGAAACCCACAUCUCAAUGAAGGAAAGUAAACACAACAAUAAACUACUUCCUCAUGUUGCUUUGUUAAAACCACAAUUGGGAGAGAGGAUGCAGGAUGUAUUUUAGAUACAAUGUGGGUGGGAAGGGAACAGUGAAAGAGCGGCAUGAGAGUAGCAGUCCAUUCAGCUUUUCAAAAAUGAAACUGAAGGUGGUGCGUAGACAGUCUGAAAGCACUGGAGAGGAGGGAACUGUUAUUGGGAAAUCUGUGUCUCAUGCUUUAGAAUAGGUGAGGAUGCCAAAAAGGCACAAAGAUCAAUGAAGAUUCAGUAUGCCAUUUGCAAAACACAUUCCCUGUGAAGCAAUUUCAUCUGUUUGUUCUCCACCUCUUUCUCUCAUUCCCAUUUGCUGCUUUUCCAUCUGAUUUAUUUUACCUGCUGACUUCCCACACACUUGUUUCCUUAUGCAUUUAUGGAUGUUGACACAUUUUUCUUUCAUUAGAGAUUUUUCAACUAAUACAGUUGUGUUUUCUGUAGAAACUUUGUUUAUCCUUAGUGGUCUCUAAUGGCCACUUAAGGGAAUUCUUGAAAGUUUGUAUGCUUCUCCAUCUUGAACAGGUCAAAGUAUUAUUUUUUUCUUACUCUCUGUGCAUUUGAUUAUGUCCUUCUUAGAAGGCUUUUGAGUUCUUUACUCUCCUAAAUAUCACUCAUGCUUUCUGAUUUCUGAGAGCAAAUGUCUGAAACCUAGGACUUAGUCUGAAAUAUCAAUUAUUGUGAAAAUUAAAAAAAUAAAUAAAGCAAAGCCACACGGUGAAAAAACAUAUGGAAAGACAGUGUAAUGCAAGACUGAGGCCAGGUGUUUUAUGACCCCAACAUGUGUCCAGCCAGCCACAGGGCGAUUUCAUGCUUCCAGGAAGUCCUUCUGGAAGAGGAAAUUCUCCUAGAUUGGCAUCUCUGUUGCCAUUUGGGAAGUGAAAUUUUGGCCCCGUUAAAAGCACCGUCAGAACUCUCAUCCAGCAUGAUUUAGGUCUUCCUUGGGGCGAUUUUGGCUCAACCUGUGUGAAAGUGCUUCUGGCUGAAGCAGUCCUUGAGUUAAUUUGAGUAUAUCCCUGGAGGGGAACCGGGCGGCUUUGUGAAAGAAUUGGUCAAAUGGUGGUUGUGAAAGGGGAGCGACUACCGCAGAGCGGGUUCAAUGGGAAAAGGGAAGCGUAUCGCCCAGUGUGCGAAUCAGAAUUCAAAGAUGGUCUUUUUUCUUUCUCUUUUUUUUUUUUCUUUUUUGAACUGGUUUCUUCUUUCUUUUAUUUUUUUUUUCUUCUUUUGAAGAACUGGUUUUACUCACUUCAGCUGGAACGAACUCUUAUUAGUCGCUCAGCAGAGCUUUGUAAUGGAAAUGAGAGGAGACAUUAUCUGUUUCUUACAACCUGCCAUAAAAGACAUGGAAAGAGAGAGAUGUUUCAUAUGUAUGUAAACUGAGGAUCAGUUUUGAGAGUUGUAUCUUCCACUUCAGAGCCCAAGCACUGCUCCUUGAUGUCUGCUUUGAAAAGCAGGGGGGUUAUCUGUCUAAUAGUCAAUUAUCUGAUGUUGUAAUGAGCAGGCUUUUUGGAACUUUGAAAAGCAGUUUCCUGGUAUCUAAAUCUCUUAACUGUUUCACUCUUUGCCUUUCUGUUAUGCAGAGCAUUGUUUUGUUGGAUAGAAAGCCAGUGCAGCUCUGGCAAAUUUAAUAUGAAGAGACCUGCUGUACGCUGACCUUUAGGUGAUCUCCGAUGCUUUGCUCUGUCCUCUUCACCUCACCAGUGUGUCUUUUGUUUAAAAUGGCACAGAAGUUAGAAAAGGAAAUUGAAAGCAAACCUCAGCAAACUCUGUUUCACUUGUUAUUGGAUUUACUACAGAAUAAGUCACUUUGAUACACAGUGGCUUGACAAAUACUGUUUGCGAAUAGCCUUAAUGCAAUGUAUGAUAACUAAGGAUGAGAGGAUUUGAACUUUAAAAAUGUCAUGCUUGGUCAUUUUGACCUAUUAUUUACAGGCAAUUACACUUUCUGCUGUGGAUUAGUAAUAUUAGAUCAAGCAUAAUUUUGUCACUUUACAGGAGGGGGAAAAAGAUUUUCUCUGAUGUAUGAACAUACUCAUUAGUAUAUUCUGCGCAUUUCCCAGAAGGAACAUCCUUGUGCUACAGUGAUAGGAAAUGUCACAACGCUUCAGAUUGAUGUAAGAGACAUAAGGAAUCUUUCAUCUCAACAAAGGAUAAUAUUUCGCUUCUAGUAAGUGGAGUGUCCCUGUCGGUAUUGAGAUGUCUUCCCAUCAAUGAAGACAAAUUCUUGUCAGUGCCAGUACUCUGUGGAAAAUCUUGAAGUAGGAAUAGUCACUUUUAAAUGACAUGCACUGUAAGUUUUGUAGAAGUAACAUCCCUCCCAUAAUGUGAAGAAAAUUCAAAGAUAGAUAAAUUUAGCAUAAUACAAACCAAGGUACUGCAGGAAUUAAACCGGCAUAAACACUUCAAAACACUGUGUAUAUUAUGUAGAAAGAUUAAAUGUUCUAUAAGGGGGUGACUUCUCAAUAUCUUCAGAGUAUAUAGAAAAAAGACAAUGUCAUAUGAAGGCAGACUCUUUCAUCUAACUACUCCCAUUGGUGCAAAAUUAAAUCUUUGGACUAAUUGCAGAUAUAUAUUUACUUUCUGUGGAUAAGAAAUGUACUUAAUACAGUAUUUCUAGAGUGCUGUACAUAGGAAUUCCUCUAUGUAUUUGAAAACUAAGUUCAUAUUUCCUUACAAUGAAUUAUUUGGACAUAUUCCAUUUUCUGUGGGACUUUUAACUCCUUCCCAAAUCUCAAGGCAAAAAUUGUGAUUAUUACAAACUCUGAUAAUAGCCGGGAGGCUGAAAUCACAGAACAGAAAUCAGCAUUUUUAGGAGAAACCUCUGAACUCUGUGUUCUCUGAUGUGACUAAGAUAUUUCACAUGCAGUUUAUGAUUUAUAUACUUUCAAAGUCAUCCUUCAAAAUAUGGUCAAAAUUUUAGGUCAUCCUUCUGUCAAAGUUAUACACAAAUCAAAAGGAAGGACUGCAUAAAGAACAUGAUUGUUGUUCAUAAAUUGUAGAGAUUAUGCUAUGCAUUUCCUCUUCAGUCUGUUUUUUAACUUUCUUGGAAAUGAAACCAAUAAAAUAUAUA
Molecule: messenger RNA, 6229 nt
Organism: Grus americana (Whooping crane)
Lineage: Eukaryota; Metazoa; Chordata; Aves; Gruiformes; Gruidae
Gene: MOCOS
Product: molybdenum cofactor sulfurase
Exons: 15
Coding region: 135-2759 (874 amino acids)
Biological process (GO): Mo-molybdopterin cofactor biosynthetic process
Molecular function (GO): molybdenum ion binding; molybdenum cofactor sulfurtransferase activity; pyridoxal phosphate binding
Source: RefSeq, a predicted model, not a curated record